AUGGCUUUGGAACCUAUCUCUGAUAGGCUUCUCGGGUCUAAAAACAAGAAAGUUGCUUACUUUUACGACUCCGAUGUGGGCAACUAUGCCUAUGUCUCGGGCCACCCCAUGAAGCCUCAUCGCAUACGCAUGACACACAGCUUGGUGAUGAACUAUGGCCUCUACAAGAAAAUGGAGAUCUACCGUGCGAAACCUGCCUCAAAGUAUGAAAUGACCCAGUUCCACACCGACGAAUACAUCGACUUCCUGUCCAAGGUCACACCCGACAACAUGGACCACUUUGCAAAGGAACAGAGCCGAUAUAACGUUGGAGACGAUUGCCCCGUGUUUGACGGUCUCUUCGAGUUCUGCGGAAUCAGCGCCGGAGGCAGUAUGGAAGGCGCUGCGCGACUGAACCGCAACAAAUGCGAUGUUGCCGUCAACUGGGCUGGUGGUCUUCACCACGCCAAGAAGAGCGAAGCAAGUGGCUUCUGCUAUGUCAAUGAUAUCGUUCUUGGAAUUCUGGAGCUGCUGCGCUUCAAACAGCGAGUACUCUACGUCGAUAUUGAUGUUCACCACGGCGAUGGUGUCGAAGAGGCCUUCUACACAACUGACCGCGUCAUGACCUGUUCUUUCCACAAGUACGGCGAGUACUUCCCUGGUACCGGUGAGCUUCGCGACAUCGGUGUUGGGCAGGGCAAGAACUACGCAGUUAACUUCCCUCUCCGUGAUGGCAUCACUGAUGUCACGUACAAGAGCAUCUUUGAGCCCGUCAUUAAGAGCGUGAUGGAGUGGUACCGCCCCGAGGCAGUGGUCCUUCAGUGUGGUGGUGACAGUCUGUCUGGUGAUCGCUUGGGCUGCUUCAAUCUUAGCAUGCGAGGACACGCCAACUGUGUCAAUUUCGUCAAGAGCUUUGAUCUGCCAACAUUGGUUCUUGGCGGUGGUGGCUACACCAUGCGCAACGUUGCACGGACAUGGGCUUAUGAGACCGGUAUCCUUGUCGGAGAACCCCUGGGAUCGGAGCUGCCAUACAAUGAUUAUUAUGAGUACUUCGCUCCUGAUUAUCAGCUUGAUGUUCGCCCCUCCAACAUGGAUAACGCCAACACCAGAGAAUAUCUGGACAAGAUUCGCAACCAGGUUGUCGAGAACCUCAAGCGCACGGCAUUCGCUCCUUCAGUCCAAAUGACGGAUGUGCCGCGUAACCCCAUGUUGGAUGGCAUGGACGACGACGCUGAUGACGUUAUGGAUGACCUCGAUGAGGAUGAAAACAAAGACAAACGGUUCACACAACGACGAUUCGACCAACGCACGGAAAAGGCUGGUGAGCUUAGUGAUAGCGAAGACGAAGAGGAGAACGCUGCCAACGGUGUUCGUCGCCAACCAGGCGCCAUGCGUCGUCGCAACCAAGUCAACUACCGAAACCUCGAGCCGGACUCUGGGCUGGAUAGUGGCAUGGCAACCCCGCAAGAUGGCUCAUCUGCGGCUGAUGGAGAAAUGGAUUUCGCCCUUGACGCUAAGAUGGCCGAUGUCCCACGCACUGAACCCGAGGCGCCUUUUGCCGCCCCGGAAGCUUCGCACGCUGACGAAACCCCCAUGACUGAUGCUGAUAACAUGGCUAUGGAAAGUGAGGAACAGGAAGCCUCCGCUACCUCUCAACGCCAAUCUCAUCCUCCUCAUGAUGAAGAUACUACCAUGGAGGAUGCUGCUGUUACUGUCGCUGAACCCACUACCUUGGAACAGGCCCCGGCGCAAGCGUCAACGAUUGAGGAAAAGCCUCUGGUCGAGGGCUCCACUGCUUCCCCUAUGCGGGCCCAGUCCCUUCCAAAAGAGACCCCCGAUUCUAGCCUCGAAAAGACUGCCGAGACUUCUGCUCCUACUGCGGACACUGCGGCAACGGCGACCAAGGAAGAGAACGUGGAAUACACGGCAGAACCCAAGAAAGAGGAGUAA
Messenger RNA from Penicillium concentricum, 1929 nucleotides. RefSeq names its product histone deacetylase RPD3 (gene rpdA). The coding region runs from base 1 to 1929 and encodes 642 amino acids. The record is from RefSeq and is a predicted model, not a curated record. NCBI's taxonomy places the organism in Eukaryota, Fungi, Ascomycota, Eurotiomycetes, Eurotiales, Aspergillaceae. Gene Ontology annotation, molecular function: histone deacetylase activity. The transcript has 4 exons.